GCUGCUUCCACAGAGUCAGUCCGAGUCACCAGCUGCCAACUACUCACACUUGUUUGACUUUCAAGGAAAAUACUCCAGCCGCAAGAAACUGAGCUGUAGCAACCUCUGGAAUAGCUCGUGGAGAAGACGCAAACUAGGUUUUUCAGUACAGAGCCCCGAAGACACACUCACACAAGGCAGUCUACUGUAGUCAGACCCUGAAAGCAUCACCGCUGCCAUGCACAACCUCGUUUCCAUUGCCCUACUAUUCCUGGGUGCCAGUUUGGCUGCUUCCCUCUUCCUUCCUGACUCUCUGGAGCUGAGGCAGCUAAUGCAACGCUAUCAGGACGAACUGGAGCACAAUGGCACAAAAGCAGACGCGCCUUUACGCACACGCAGAGCCAUCAGGUGGUCGGACAGGGAGGAGAUCCUGCAACUGCACAACAAGCUGAGAGGAGAGGUGUACCCGACCGCCUCCAACAUGGAGUACAUGAUAUGGGAUGAUGAACUGGAGAAGUCAGCGACCUAUUGGGCAGAACAGUGCCAGUGGGAACAUGGACCCAAAGACCUACUGAUGUCCAUCGGGCAGAACCUCGCAGUGCACUGGGGAAGGUACCGCUCUCCAGCCUAUCAUGUGCAGGCCUGGUACGACGAGGUGAAGGACUACACCUAUCCUUACCCGCAUGAGUGCAACCCUUGGUGCCCCGAGCGCUGCUCUGGACCCAUGUGCACCCACUACACACAACUGGUCUGGGCCACGACCAAUCGCGUUGGCUGUGCUGUUCAUGUGUGUCCGCGUAUGGACGUAUGGGGAGAGAUCUGGGAGACCGCCGUCUAUCUCGUCUGCAACUACUCGCCCAAGGGAAACUGGAUCGGGGAAGCCCCGUACCAACACGGCCGACCCUGUUCCCAGUGCCCACCAAGCUAUGGAGGAAGCUGCAGAGACAACCUCUGUUACAAGGGAGACCCUGAACGCCAUGAGUCUCCAGAUAUGAAUGAGGUGGAGAAGCCACAGGAGCCACUACAUCCUCGAACUACUCCAACUAAGUCUCAGCCCAAACCCUCUUCCCCCCAAAAACCUGCAAAUGCCAAUCCUUCCUCAACCAAGCUGUCAAGAACUAACUAUCUAGCACAAAAUAUUAAGUGUGAGACAAGAAUGAGGGACAAAUGCAAAGGAGCAACCUGCAACAGGUACAACUGCCCAGCAAACUGCUUAAAUAAGAAGGGAAAAGUGUGGGGAACAUUGUACUAUGAUGUUCAAUCAAGUAUUUGCCGUGCUGCUAUCCACUAUGGAGUAAUUGACAACAAUGGAGGCCUUGUGGACAUCACAAGAAAAGACAACUUCCCAUUCUUCGUAAAAGCAACCAAGAAUGGUGUAGAAUCACUCAGUAAAUACAAACCUGGCAAUGCAUUUACAGUGUCAAGAGUGGAAGAGCAAACAAUAGACUGCUACACAACAGUGGCUGAGAUUUGUCCCUUCAAGGAGUCCACCUCUCAUUGUCCAAGAGUCAUCUGCCCAGCUAACUGCAUAAACGAACCUUCAUAUUGGGCUCCAGUGGUCGGCAGCAACAUCUACGGCGAUGGCUCCAGUAUCUGCCGAGCAGCUAUCCACGCUGGAGUGAUCAAAGCCGGCGGCGGCUAUGUGGACCUCCUGGCUCUGGAUAAGAGGAAAAGCUACACCGGGACCUUGAAGAAUGGCAUCCAGUCGGAGAGUAAAACCAAUACAGAUGGCGGUUCCUUCCGUGUCUUCGCUGUUAGAGAGUGAGACGGCAUUGAUAGGACACAAAAGAUCACCGGUUUGCUGUCAAAAGACGGGACAUUUUCAACCUCUCUGACUCUAAUUUUGGAGGAAAGAAACAUUUACAGAAGACCAAAGUAUCUGUCAAAGUCUGCUAACUCAAUCAGUGGGAUUCCAAAGGUGUUAUAUACAAUCGUGAAUAAUAUUUUAGACCACACGUGCAACUCUUAACAAAAUGCAGUGUGGUAGAAAAGGUAUUAUAACAGCGGUGCUGGUUUUAAUCGUUGUUGUUGUUGUUUUUUUAAAUCAGUUAAGUCUGUUUAUGUUUUGAUUAUAUUCUAUUCGUUUUGAAUACAUGCAAAAUUUCUAAUUUCCAUACAAAAUGCAUAUUGAUUACACUGUAUUUAAUCUGUACAGAUAUUUUGUUGAUUUGUCAGCCUUGUUAUGUGUUUCUCAUUUUUUGGUUUACUUCAUAAAUCAUUUGUGGAAGCCAGAGCUGAAAUAGAGCGUAAAAGUCAAAACCUACUUUUUAGUACUCAUCUCCAAGAUGAGUCACAAAAUGACACAUCUGAUAUGACAACAUAAUUCCGAGCUCUGUCUGAAAAGUUGAAGUUUUAUUGUUUAAAUCAAUGAGGAAAAUGAGUGGGGUUUUUACUUCCGGAAACUUUUGCACUCUAUAGCAAUAGUAGUAGAGAGUGUACAGUGCUGUAGGGGGGAUUUAUUGGAGCUGAUGUGGGCAAACAGAUGAUUCGCAGAGAAAUGGCAAAGAAAAAGAGGCAAACCUCCAAGCAAAAGAAACCUUCCCUUCAUAAUGCAUGCGAGCCUUCCAGAAUCAACAGUACUCAGACAUUAUGGUAAAGGUGCAAAAACAAUGAAACAACGUUCAAUCCCAGGAGGAUUCAGAGUCACGGAGUGCAUGUUUAGGCUCAUCUUUCAUUAUAGUACCUUCAUUUUUGUUAUUUAUUAUUAUGCCCCUGCUCAGAACUGCAAAUUCUGUGGAACAGAACCAAAUAUUUAUGAAUGUGGCACGUGAUAUGUGCUCAUUUGAGAAUCAAACAUCUGUCAUAUUCCUGUUUGGCUAAAUGCUAUACACAACCCAGAGCUUGUCAUUACUGCCAAAAGCAAUUUCAUUAUAAGUUUAACUUUAUUUCUUAUUUGGCACGGAAUGAAAUCCAAGUGCGCAGUGCCGACCGAACACCGAUUUGUUUAAACCACUUUAUACUGCAACGUAAUAAAACGGCCUCGGAGAAGAAAGAAGUAGGUCUACUUCUUAUCUAAAUGCAUAUUUCUUAGUUUGUUUAGGAUUCAGAGUCCAGGAUUUAGACUUGUGUGGAUGUUCUUAUAUGAAAUAAGGGCACGAUAAUCCAUUUGAAGGCUUCCGUUUUGCUGCUUUUUACUUUUCAUCUACUUUCUUUGUAACUUUCUUGAAUUGGUUACCUCAGUCCUGUUGCAGCGAUAUAUUUGAGUAUUGUUUUUAGGGAAAUCUUAAAUGUUUGUACAGUACAAUGGUUUGUGUAAAUAUUCCGAUUCGUGCUUUGUUUUCAAGUCUGUAUUGUAAAAGUAUGAAAGUGUAUGUCAUCUGUGCCUUUUUAAAGCCAGGGGACAAUUGUUUUUUUGCACAAAUUUAAAAUGAAGACUAUAAAAUCUAUGAUACUAA
This is a messenger RNA of Labeo rohita (rohu), 3374 nucleotides long. It is a transcript of the gene crispld2, whose product is annotated as cysteine-rich secretory protein LCCL domain containing 2. The transcript has 15 exons. The record is from RefSeq and is a predicted model, not a curated record. Gene Ontology annotation, cellular component: extracellular region. Bases 218 to 1744 code for a protein of 508 amino acids. Lineage: Eukaryota; Metazoa; Chordata; Actinopteri; Cypriniformes; Cyprinidae.